This is a messenger RNA of Engraulis encrasicolus (European anchovy), 4983 nucleotides long. Its product is annotated as tau-tubulin kinase 1-like. The transcript has 15 exons. Gene Ontology annotation, molecular function: ATP binding; protein serine/threonine kinase activity. Bases 9 to 4349 code for a protein of 1446 amino acids. Gene Ontology annotation, cellular component: cytoplasm; nucleus. The record is from RefSeq and is a predicted model, not a curated record. Lineage: Eukaryota; Metazoa; Chordata; Actinopteri; Clupeiformes; Engraulidae. Gene Ontology annotation, biological process: peptidyl-serine phosphorylation; signal transduction; peptidyl-tyrosine phosphorylation.
GCCGGCCAAUGCAGUGUGUAGGGCCCGGAGUCCAGACCGACGUCAACAUGAACGGGGUGGCGGAGCAGGUGGACAUCCUGCCGCCCAACUGCAUGGUGAAGGAGCGAUGGAAAGUGCUCAAGAAGAUUGGGGGAGGGGGAUUUGGGGAAAUCUACGAGGCUCUGGACCUGCUGACACGGGAGAAUGUGGCGCUGAAGGUGGAGUCGGCGCAGCAGCCCAAACAAGUGCUCAAGAUGGAGGUGGCCGUCCUCAAGAAGCUCCAGGGGAAGAACCACGUCUGCAAGUUUAUCGGAUGUGGACGCAACGAGAAGUUCAAUUACGUGGUCAUGCAGUUGCAGGGGAGGAACUUGGCUGAUCUGAGGCGCAGUCAGCCGCGAGGGACCUUCUCCAUGAGCACAACGCUGCGGCUGGGCAAGCAGAUCCUGGAGUCCAUCGAGGCCAUCCACUCAGUGGGCUUCCUGCACCGCGACAUCAAGCCUUCGAAUUUCGCCAUGGGUCGGCUGCCGUCGACAUACAGGAAGUGCUACAUGCUGGACUUUGGCCUGGCCAGGCAGUACACCAACACCAGUGGGGAGGUGCGGCCGCCUAGAACGGUGGCAGGUUUUCGAGGCACGGUCCGGUAUGCCUCUGUCAAUGCUCAUAAAAACAAAGAGAUGGGGCGCCAUGAUGACCUAUGGUCCCUCUUUUACAUGCUGGUGGAGUUCACUGUUGGUCAGUUACCGUGGCGAAAAAUUAAGGAUAAGGAACAAGUAGGCCAGAUUAAAGAACGCUACGAACACAAGAUGCUGCUCAAACACAUGCCGUCUGAAUUCUACAUCUUCCUCGAUCACGUGCUUGGCCUGGACUACUACACAAAACCCGAUUAUCAGUUGCUGAUGUCCGUGUUUGACAUGAGCAUGAAGGACAGGAGCAUUACUGAGAACGAGCCGUACGACUGGGAGAAGACGGCCACGGAGCCUCUCCUCUCCACCAGCAGCUCCCCCGCCCCGCCCCAGCAGAACACCAGGCAGACUGCUGCAGUGGCAGGAGUGGUGAACGUGACGCCGGUGCCCGGGGAGCUUCCUGCGAACACGGAUGACGUGCUGCAAGACGAGCACCUAAGUGACCAGGAGAACGCUCCACCCGCUCCAGCCGCCGCCACCAGGCCCGGCGAGGCCGCCCAUGCGCCGCCCGAGGGAGGAGGAGGAGAGGCCUGGGACGACACCGACUUCAACCGCAACAAACUCAGGAUCAGCAUCAGCAAGACACAGAUGGCGUACGACGAGGAAGGGGGAGCGGCCGGCUCGGCGGAGGCCAAAGGCGGAGCUCCGGAGUCCCCCAGCGGACAGGCGCGCGCCCUCAGGUACCGCCGGGUUAACAGCCCCGAGUCUGAUCGCCUCUCUGGGGCCGAUGGCCGAGGAGAUGCCGGCGAUAGGCGGUCUCGCAUGGAUAUCCUGUGCUCCCCGUCGCGUGCGGUCUUCUCCUCGCAGCCGGCCCAGAUGCUGUCGCUGGAGGCGGGCAUGGCGGGCGGCGACCGCGGGCACUGCACCAGCGGGCGGCAGGGCGACGCCUCGGUGGACGCUGAUCAGGAGGCGCACAGCAACGCCUUCAUCCACUCGGUGCCCCUGGCCGAGGAGGAGGACUUUGACAGCCGCGAGUGGGUCAUCAUCGACAAGGAGAUGGAGCUGAGAGACUUCCUGCCGGGGGCCCCGGGCCCCGAGCCCACCACCUCGGGCACCACCGACGAGGAGCCAGAGGAGCUGAGGCCCCUGGACGACCACCACCACCACCAUCACCACCACGAGGGCCGCAGGAGAGCCGGUGCCGGGCCGGGGGCCGUGGGCGGACAUGAUGGCAUGGGGGUGGUGGUGCGGCCCAAGACUCACUCAGCCGAGCGGCUGCAGCGCAUGAUGGCCCUCAACGAGGGGGGCGAGGGGCCCAGUCCUGCACAUUCGCCAUGUCACUCACUGCCUCACACCGGCCCCAGGAGGAGGGAGUCAGAGCCCUUUGGACCCCACAGACAGGGUGUCCAUGAAGACCACCCUCACGUUUCCCUGGCCCAGACGACGAGGCCAAAGCGUGUGGACUUCCUGUCGGGCGUGCUGACAUUUGCGGUGCCGCGGGACGCGUGCGUGGAGGCCGCUGGCUCCGGCAGCGACAGCCCCAAGAGCAGUGAGGGAAGCCCAGAGAACGCAGUGUCCACCCUGCUGGCGCCGCCGCACAAUAAAGAGCCUGACCAGGAAGACGCAUCUCGCACCCUCGUUCUGGCUUCCCCUGCCAACGGCCUGGGCUCGGGCUCUCCCGGCAACGGCCUGGUCUCCCCUGCCGACGGACAGGCCACGUUCCCCGCCCUGACGCCGCAGAGCGAGCGACCAGCUGCACCGACGCAGCAGCAGCCCGACGAAUCGGAGCCCGGAACGCCGUCUUACAUCAUCCGCUCUGAACCCCGUCCCAUCAUCGCCAUGCCGACUGUCAGCAUGGUGUCGAGCUCUGGCGGGACCUCCUCACCGCCGUUCACCAAAGUGGAGCGUACGUUCAUCCACAUCGCAGAGACCUCGCACCUCAACGUUAUGACGUCAUCGGCACGGCUCUCUGGCUCUCUUGAUGAGGAUACGGCAGUGGUGGUGGUGGCCGGGCGUUACGAGCCGCGGAGAGAAGUGAGAGAUGAUGCAGACGAGCAGAGGAAAGAAGAAGAAGAAGAAGAAGAAGAAGAAGAAGUAGUAUUAGAAGAAGAAGUUAAGGAGGAGAGUGAGGGUAAGGAAGAAGAGAGUAGGAGUGAAGAGGUAGUGCAUAAACAACAAGAGGUGCUAGAAAAAGAGGAGGAGGAAGAGGAAGAAGAGGGGAAGGAGGAAGACGAAGAUGAGGAGGACCAAAAGGAGGUAGAGUCAGAAGAUAAAGAGGAAUUAAGAGCAGAGGGAAAUGCCAGGGAAGAGGAAGAGAAAGAGGAGGAGGAAGACGAUUACUCAGGAAGACAUGAUGAAGAUGUAGAGUGUGAUGCUGAGGUUCUGGAGGAGCAGCCAGAGAACAUUGGAGAGGAGAUCUCGGAGAAACGCAGUGAGGACAGAAAGAAAGAGAAAGGGAGUGAGAAUGUCCCAGAAAUAGAGGAUGAUGAAAGCAAAGAGAAUUCCCCAGCUCCAGAGGGGGUGGAACAACUGCAAACUGCUGUCCAAUCAGAGCCUUCCAUUCUUGCAGCAGAGGACCCCGUUGUGCAGAACAUUCUAGAAACCGAUGUAGAGACUGAUUUAGAGGGGAAGCCAGAAGAGGUGGCUACACCAUGCGUUCAGCAAGAAGAGGACAAUGAGGAUCAGACCAGGGCGCUCGCCGCCAUUGGCUCACAGGGAGAAGAGGAAGAGAUUCGGGAAGCGGUGUGUCUGGACAGUGACACUCAGACUGUGGUUGGUGCAGAGGCUAAAGGGGCGGGGCUUGUCGAGGCGGGCGCCACGCCAAGACGUCAGCGGAGGAGUCGUAUUCCAGUUCCCGUGUCAGAGGAGGAGAGCGGCUCCGAACGCUCCUCUCACAGGGGCCGCGGUGACGGUGGCUCACCACGUCGCCACCCCAAGACCCCCAGACCCGACCUGGCGCGACUGGUUCUCGAGCGCAGGCAGAGCCGCCACAGGCACCCCCAGGGUGCCUCCGCAUCCUCUCAGAGCCUGUCCACCACGGCCUCAGAGGACGACACCCACAGAUCGGACGAGUCUGCUGCCAGGGCCACCAGGGAGAGGGGCCGACCCAUGGCCGCCGCAGAGGGCCAGAGAAGGAGCCAGAUCCCAAGGCUGGUCACCCCUGUGAGGAGACCCUUGUCUGCCCCUGUGACCACUACGGCUGUGGCACCCCCAAACCCCCACAGUGUCCCCCCAAACUCCCAAGCAACAAAACCAACCUCUUCUGUGCGCAGGGUACGGAAAAGCGUCAAUGCUGCCGGUCCAUCGACCAAGAGCUCUCAGUCUCCGGCUCCGCAGGGCCGCCCUCUCCCAGUGUCGGGCCCCGCUCUGCUCCGAGGAAAUGCUCCACGUGGGGGCUCGCGGGCAGCAGCAGCAGCAGCAGCAGCAUCCCAGACCACCAGGCGCAGCCACAGCACCUCCCCACGGAGCUUCUCCACCUCCCGCACCGACAGCCCCUCCCCCCAGCACUGCCGACGCCAGCCGCUACGCACCACCUCCACCACCACCACCACCACUGCAACAGCCACGGUCAGCAGACGCCAGGCCAUUGCUCUGCGGCCCACCUCCACGCCCCCUCCCAGGAACAGAGGCCACAAGGAGCAGUUGCCCGCCGCCACCGCCACCGCCACCGCCACCACCAAGAGGAGUAGACCUCUGGCUGCUAAAGGGAAGCGAGAGGCAUCGGAAGCCAAAACAGCUGGCAGAUAAUAACCUCAUGCAUACCCUAUACGCUAUAUAAAUGCCCUCCCGUUCCAGCCCCCCAAACGUCUUAUGUUAUAACAAGGCGCCCCUGGGGAACAAACACAGUUCCCUACCACCGUACACAUCCUCAGAGAUUAAAAAAAAGAGAUAUUUUGUCAGACCUGACCAAGCGAUUGGGAGUUGGUGUGACGAUCCUAUCUGUUUAAAAAAAAAAAACAAAACAAAAAAAACAGCUGCUUGUCAAUCCGGAUGUGGACGAUGUUUUUCCAUGCACGCACCUGCAUUGCGCACACGUACAGUACAUACAGUUGUUGACCUUGAGGUGUGUGUGUGUGUGUGUGUGUGUGUGUGUGUGUGUGUGUGUGUGUGUGUGUGUGUGUGUGUGUGUGUGUGUGUGUGUGUGUAUGUGUAUGUGUGUGUGUGUGUGUGUGUGUACGCGUGCGUGUAUGUGUGUGUGAUUGAAUUAAUUAGCUGGUGUGUGUGUGUAAGAGAUAGAAAAAAAAUGACGGGUGUGUGCUUGUCAGUUCAGCACACCUCACUUGCCUUAAUGAAAUAUGCUUUGUAUUGAAACUCCACUGUCACAAAUGCUUCCAGUAGAAUCGAGUCAUCGUGUCAGACAAAGGGGACCUCCUCAUCCACA